CUCUAACUUUUAAAAAGAUGGCAAUACUUUUAGAGGUUAUCGAAAGAGAAACACCAGCAGCAGAAAUAUCAUUUGAACUGUAAAUUUUUCUGUCACCAUGGGUUUAUUUAAUAAAUUAUUUAGUGAUCUAAUUAAAAAUUCAAUAAAAGGUACACAAGUUGUGAAGAUUCAUCGAGUUUCACAAUUUUCUACUAGUAGCCAUAGAAAUGCUCAGGUGACAGUGCGAGAUGCUCUCAAUGCAGCCAUGGAUGAAGAAAUGGAGAAAGAUGAAAGGGUGUUCUUGCUGGGAGAAGAAGUUGCUAUGUACGAUGGUGCUUAUAAGGUCAGUCGUGGUUUAUGGAAAAAAUAUGGAGAUAAAAGAGUGAUAGAUACCCCUAUAACAGAAAUAGGAUUUGCUGGUAUUGCAGUUGGAGCUUCUCUGGCAGGCUUGCGACCCAUUUGUGAAUUUAUGACUUUCAAUUUUUCAAUGCAAGCUAUAGACCAUAUUAUAAAUUCUGCAGCUAAAACAUUUUCUAUGUCUGCUGGUAUGAUUAAUGUACCAAUAGUUUUCCGUGGUCCUAAUGGAGCUGCCCAAGGUGUUGCUGCCCAACAUUCACAAUGUUUUGCUGCAUGGUAUUCCAAUUGUCCUGGUCUGAAAGUAAUAUCACCCUACAGUUCUGAAGACUGUAAAGGAUUGCUCAAAAGUGCUAUAAGAGAUCCCGACCCAGUUGUAUUCCUUGAAAAUGAGCUGUUAUAUGGUGUUUCUUUUGAAAUGUCUGAUGAAGCUAUGUCCAAAGAUUUUGUUUUGCCGAUUGGUAAAGCCAAAGUUGAAAAAAGUGGUCAGCACAUAACAUUGGUGGCACAUUCCAAGGCGGUCGGAACUUGCUUAGAAGCAGCAAAAGAAUUAACAAGUUCUGGCAUAGAUUGUGAAGUCAUUAAUUUACGCACCUUAAGGCCUCUCGACGAGCAAAGUAUUUUGAAUUCUGUUAUGAAAACUCAUCAUUUAAUCACCGUCGAACAAGGCUGGCCCCAAUGUGGUAUUGGAUCAGAAAUUUGUGCUAGAAUAAUUGAAAGUCCUGCAUUUGACUACUUAGACGCCCCUGUUGUUAGAGUAACAGGUGCAGAUGUACCCAUGCCUUAUACAAAGAGCCUUGAACCUCUUGCAAUACCCCAGGCACAAGACAUCAUACUGGCCGUUAAAAAAGUCCUCAAUGCUUAACUUCAGAACUAAUUGUAGAUAUUAUUAUUGACACAAUUUUUUUAAAGACUCUGUAAAAUACCCAAACCGACCUUAUUUUUAGAGAACACUAUGAUGACGGGACUUUUUUCUUCAUAUGUAUAAAAGACUUUAACGUUAUUUCAUUCGACAUAAUUUCUGAGAAAAUAUUUAUUGAAAAAAUAAAUUGUUAGUCAUUUACACCCA
Molecule: messenger RNA, 1402 nt
Organism: Parasteatoda tepidariorum (common house spider)
Lineage: Eukaryota; Metazoa; Arthropoda; Arachnida; Araneae; Theridiidae
Gene: Pdhb
Product: Pyruvate dehydrogenase E1 beta subunit
Biological process (GO): pyruvate decarboxylation to acetyl-CoA
Cellular component (GO): pyruvate dehydrogenase complex
Molecular function (GO): pyruvate dehydrogenase (acetyl-transferring) activity
Source: RefSeq, a predicted model, not a curated record